UAACUCGGAAUCAAAAGUCAAAUUAAACUACGAAUAUUACAAUACAGUCAAACUAUUCCUUAAAUUUAUAACAUACUAGUAACAUUCAACUGAAAUUGAUAACCAAAAAUGUUGACCGCUUGUCCAGAAGAAUUACCCAAUCCGCACAAGAAUUGCCUGAGGGAGAUGCUCAAUACGCUGAUCUGCAAUGAUCAGGAUGUCAAGCGUUUGAACAUUGAGUUAAGGAAUAUGCAGGUUGAGCUCAAGGAAGAAUUGAAGAAAAUCGAAACUGAGCCUCGAAAAUGCUCUUCUGAGAAGAAGUUAAAUAACCGUGCAGAGCCUAGAGUUUGUGAUAACGAUGACCCCAAGACAGAGUUCACUAAACGCAUCAUCAACUUGAGCGAGAUUAAGCAUUUCUAUACGAAACGCUGUGAGGAAAUUCGCAAGCGUCGUGAUAAUAUUAUAGUCUAUGGUCGACAGUGUAUGCGAGCCUAUAACGAGGAGAAGUGUAAAUUCAAGUCUUUCCACGAGAACACCAUUGAUUACAUAAAACGCACGGCAACUUUGUCACAGGAUCAGCAGGUCGUUCAACGCUGCGAGCGUGAUAUUUGCGAGAUGCACAAGAGAUUCGUCAAAGAAGUUGCCAAUCUGAAGCAAUGCGAGUCACAGCUGCAAUCAUUCUUUAAACUGCUCAAAGACUCGGAUCCAAAUACCUACUGCGAGUGUUGUUGCUUCAAGGAUUACGAUUGGUUGCCUCAGGGUAAAAAGCUGGAAGCGGUGGAAAAUGUAUCCACUGAAUUGAAAGCAAAAAUGGGCAAGGUUUUAGUGAGUGCUCUGGCUCAGCUGCACACUCAUAUGCCGCAGGACAUGCACGGAUUUUUAGCUGGCUAUUUGAUGAAUGUUGAGCGCAACGAGCAAGAAGUGAAGGAGAAACUUGAUAUAUUUCAAGAUCAUGUGGAGUUCCAAGAUAAAGAGCUGCCGGAUCCAACUUUCCACUGUGAUACCGAUUGCCCUAAGUCACAGUGAUUCGUAUGAGCUAUUAAUAUUUAAAUUCAUUUGUUAAAUGUUGGAAAUAAAUAGCAAUCGCAUUUCAAUUCAA
Drosophila nasuta is the source of this 1078-nucleotide messenger RNA. RefSeq lists its product as uncharacterized. The transcript has a single exon. NCBI's taxonomy places the organism in Eukaryota, Metazoa, Arthropoda, Insecta, Diptera, Drosophilidae. The record is from RefSeq and is a predicted model, not a curated record. Bases 109 to 1005 code for a protein of 298 amino acids.